CUCCUCCUCUUCCUCCUCCCUCUCUGCCUCCUAUCUGCAUCUGCUGCAGAACAACACGCUCCUUCUCGUCUUUCAUCUUCCUGUUUCUCACACCGGAAUCUUUCUGUUCUCUCUAUUUUUGUCCGAUAAGUGAGUCAGCUCCUCCACCCGCGGAGUUAAAGGUGCGGAGAGGGGGGGGGGCAUGUGGCACCUCCCGCUAGUCACUUUGAGGAUGGAGAUGGAGCAGAGUAGAGCGCCGGAUGGGAUAGGAGCCCUGGAACCCGCAUCAGUCAGCGCGGACUGAGCCUCCCCUGCAUCCCUCCAUCCCUCCCUCCUCAGUCUGCAUCCUCCAGGAACAGCCGCCGCAUCAUUUUUUUUUCCACAGCAGCUGCCCCCUCCUCGCUUCUUUUCCGUCUCCCUUCCUGCACCACUGUGGGAAUGCAGCGGAGGUAGUCCAAACCUUUUACGGAGCGGUUCUCUGUUUUUUUUUUCUUUAUCUCUUCCUGCUGCUCAGCAGAUCUCUCCAUCACAGACAGCAGUGACUUGCUGCAGCCCGGAGACACACGGACGCCUGUCAUCAUGGCAAAUCUAUGGGGGGGCUGCGCGUAAACUGGACCUGGAUCAGUUGGAUUUAGCCGCUUCAACAUCAUCGGGCUUCAGCUUCCACAAGCUCAGAUUGGACUGUCAAGCAAAGGAGACCAGACCGUUUCUGAGGACUGCUUGGACCUAAAGUUAAUGCUGCUUUGAAAUAUUAUAUUAUUAUUAUUAAAAAUAAUAAUAAUGAUAGUCUUAAAGAGUGGGGGCUACACAGGGACAUGCAGUCGAUAAUCCAUGAAUUGAUGCUGGAGAGGGGUGCUGCCCUUGCCUGGGUUGUUGGUUUGAUCGCUCUCAGAUGGAUUUACAGCUCCAGUCUAAAGCCAACCACGAAACGGAUCAAUACCCCCCCCUGUUCUUUUUGCAACGCCUUUUUAACACGGAGAGAAGCAUUCUGGGAUUUAUCAACACUUUGUUAGAGCCAAACAACUGUAAGCCCCCAUCAUCAACCCCCCACUACCACCAGGGUUUGGAUCACCUGUCCACAACCUGCGUGGUCCUGUGUGUUUUCCGUGUGCAUGUCUGUGUGUGUUUGGUGUGUGUUAAGUGUGUUGUCCGCCAGAGGGAGUGAAUAUUAUGUUGCAUGUGAAAGCAUCUGAGUGCAGUGCCAGCUUUUAAUUAGAACGUGACUGCGCGGGUGCUGCGUCUGCUUGCUUGUGGCUGCUUGUGAGUUUGUGUUUUACAUUUGUGCAUGCAGGUACAUACAGGCUCAGCAUUGUCAGAGUUUUUCCUGAAGAUGUGCAACGUUUCCUGUGCACCACAUCGCCUUCCUUUCACAUGUUCCCGCCUCAUCUGGCCACCUGUUUGACCUCUCAAGCCCCCUAAGAGACAGAAUAAGCUCUGGCAGGAUGAGUGAUCACUCUGGCGCAAACACUCUGGCAGCCAUGACGCUGGAGGAGCCAGGGGCUGAUCAAGCAUCUCCACGAGCCCCAGGGCCUCUCCGCUGUGGCCCUUGUGCCGUCUGGCCUCGCCAGCAGACCUGGCUGUGUGCUGUGCCACUGGUCAUGGGUUUUGUGGGACUGGGACUCAGUCUUAUGUUGCUGAAAUGGAUUGUGGUGGGCUCCGUCCAAGACUAUGUUCCCACCGAUCUGGUGGACCCUAAAGGUAGCAUUGGUCAGGACCCUUUUUUCCUUUCCAAACCCAGUGCAAUGCCUAAGGGGCCAGACAUUUCUACCGGUACCAGCACUUUGGCUGGAUCCACAACUCCAGUGCUAUCGACUACCACAUCGUUGGCUGCAGAUGGUACCGCCCCAGCGCCAAGAACUCGAUCAGGGCCACCGGCAAACCACUCCGCAAAUGGCAGCACGGCCAAUGGAGAUGGCAAUCGUGCCCCGCACCUGCACAACCGUGUUGGCACCCGCAUAGGUGGAACUGGCGUUACCACAUCUGCGACGCGCACCACCAGGCUGACGCCAUCGCACAGCGGUAAAGAGGUCACCCCACGCAGCACCGUCAGAAAAGGAAGCAGCUCAAGCAAUGGACGCAACGGACCGGCCAACUCAAAGCCUGGACAGUCUUCUCCAACCUCCACGGCCUCCACCACGACCACAGCUGCUGGAAAGAGCAGCCCCAAGGUGCAGUUCACCACUUCCCAGCCGGUACCCCCAAUGAAACCCACGUCACGCUGGAAUCACGGGCGCCCCGGAAAGGGCCCAGUCACACGCCCACACCAUCGCUUCAGAACAUCAUUGGCCCCUACACUUCCAAGUGUCCGCUCGGAGGUCUUCAAGCCGUGUGUGGAGGAUAAGGACCUGGCCUUCUGCCUGAACGAAGGCGAAUGUUCCAUCAUUGAAACGGUGGCCGGGGUCCACAGACACUGCAGGUGUAAGGAGGGCUACCACGGCCUACGAUGUGACCAAUUUGUUCCCAAGACUGACGCCAUCUUGUCCGAUCCAGCAGAUGAGCUUGGGAUCGAGUUCAUGGAGAGCGGCGACACCUACCAGAGGCAGGUGCUAUCCAUCUUCAGCAUCGCCUCGGGGAUCUGUCUUCUUGGAGUGGCGUGCAUGGCUCUCUACCGCCGCAACAAGAGACACAGUGAAAAGCUCCAGGCUCAUUUCUCCAGCAGCCGCAGUCUGAGAGACUGCAGCGUCAACGCCUCCGGCCUCAUGUCCAAAUCCACCCCAAGGUUUCAGUACAGCCUUCAUCUACAGAACGGCUGCAGUCCUCAUGGAUCAUCUGUUAUGGUCGGCAAUGUGACACCAAGCACUUCGGCGGCAACCCCACCGAUUCUCAGCAAAGCGCUCUCUAAAGGGAAACGCUUCAGGAGCUGCUCCCUCUCGCUCAGUCCAGCUCUGCAGCGGAAAGAGGCCAGCCACUUCAGGACGCCGCCAAUUUCCAGAGGGAAACACAAAGUACCCACAAAUCUCGUGGAGGCAUCCAGAGGGAGCGGCCACGUCUACAAACACUUGCAGGAGGAUGAAUCGACAGACGUGGAGUCCGUCAGAAGGUGCGACUCCGCCAGUGGAAGGGUGGAGAUGCUUCUCAGCAGGACCUCCCUUUCUCACUUUACUGCCAGGAAAGGAUGGACCGAGGUCCCCUGCACCCGCCUGGAUAAGGACACAAGUUUCCUCCCUCCUUCCUUGCGCACCCGCUCUGUGCCCAUCAUCCCAUCACUGCAGGCGUGUGACCCGGACGAAGGGCGCCAGAAGAUGAUUGACUGGAAACAAGCAGGGGUCCUCAAGUGGCCCCCUGCUGUGGCUGGAAAGCUGGGGCUUCCCAUUAGCAGUUUUUGCUCUCAGCCGGAGACUGUUGUGUCGACGGCUGACACCGCUGGCGUUAACCCCCAUGCGACCGCCAAUGCUCCAAUGGGACUGGAGAAGAACCUCAGCAGCAUUCCAGCGCCCGUCGGCUCCGCCGAAUCUACACAAGCAGAGCGAAAAAGCCUCUCCUACCCCAAGAAAGUGAUCGGAUCUCAAAGCGCGAUCCCUCACUGCGCCCCAGAGGCUGAGACUGAGACGGGGGGAAGCGGUGUCCAAAAUACAGUUCUGCACACAAGCAGUGGGAGCAGAGGUUUGAAGGCGGCAGGCCAAAGAGAAAUCCAGGGACAGAGCCAAGGUCAGACACCCCCUUUGUAUGGAGGCGCAAACUGCUUCCUGGCCAAAGGAGCCAGCUGCAGAGGAACUGGAAACCCUCCUGCAAGCUGAUUGGAUUAACUCUGUAAAGCUACAAAGACACCUUUUCCAAAUGACUGUGCACCUUUGCUGGUGGCUCAGGAUUGUUAGCAGGUGGGCCCAUCUGUGUGGCCACAUGGACCAAGAAAAAAAGACAAGAAAAAAACAACAGAUGGAGAUUGAUUUUUGAAGGAAACUUAACAGAUUGAACUGCCAGGAAAAAAAACUACAAAUGAAAGAGAGAAAAAAAACUUGACACAAAAAGACAUCAAACCACCCAGAAAAAAAA
Oryzias latipes (Japanese medaka) is the source of this 3972-nucleotide messenger RNA. It is a transcript of the gene nrg3b, whose product is annotated as neuregulin 3b. Gene Ontology annotation, molecular function: chemorepellent activity. The record is from RefSeq and is a predicted model, not a curated record. NCBI's taxonomy places the organism in Eukaryota, Metazoa, Chordata, Actinopteri, Beloniformes, Adrianichthyidae. Gene Ontology annotation, biological process: nervous system development; animal organ development; intracellular signal transduction.